Messenger RNA from Drosophila takahashii, 5075 nucleotides. It is a transcript of the gene Acf, whose product is annotated as ATP-dependent chromatin assembly factor large subunit. NCBI's taxonomy places the organism in Eukaryota, Metazoa, Arthropoda, Insecta, Diptera, Drosophilidae. Gene Ontology annotation, biological process: regulation of heterochromatin formation; chromatin remodeling; regulation of DNA-templated transcription. Gene Ontology annotation, molecular function: DNA binding; protein binding. The record is from RefSeq and is a predicted model, not a curated record. Gene Ontology annotation, cellular component: nuclear chromosome; CHRAC.
GGUAAAAAUUCGCAAAGGCGCGUGAAAAAGUUGGUGCGCUGAAAAAUAAACAGAUUUGAAGAGUUGAUGUCGCUGAAGCCAGUCGAAAACACAGUGGAAAGUGCCGGAAAAGUGUCGUCGGUCGACGGGUUGUGAAAUUGGGAGAGAUCUCUACGCGCGUAUCGCGGAAAAACCGUUUGCAUCGGUAGCCUCCAAAAGGCGUGAAAAUUGGGCGCCUUUUGCUUGGCAUUGCGAAAUCUAUCGGUUGAGCAGCGUUUCUGUGCUUUCGGGAGUGCCAAGUGAGUGCCCCGAGGAUUGUCAUCGAACAGUGGGUGAUUCCGAGGCUCGGAAACGCAAAAACAACGCAAACAUGCCCAUUUGCAAGCGGGACGGAUUCGACCUGAAUCAGAAGGAGGGCAAAAACGAAACAUUCCACGACAACGACCAGGUCUUCUGCUGCUACAUCACCAAGCGCAUUUUCCGCGACUAUGAAAACUACUUCCGGCACGUGAUGGUGAUCAACUCGACGGUGUGGCAGUGCGAGGCCACCGGCAAGGAGAACCUCACCUUCGAGGAGGCGGUGAAGAGUGAGCGGGCGGCGCGCAAGAAGAUGGAGCAGUUCAAACAGAGCCUCCGGGCACCCGUGCUCCUGGUGGUGGAGCACGCCCGCCAGUCGGCGAUGAACACGCUCAACAUGAUGGUGGCCAAGUUCCUGCGCAAGCGCUACUUCAUCGGCGAGGAGGUGACGGUGGCGGGCAAGAAGAACGCCGUGUACACGGUGGUGGGCAUCCAGCUGGACAAGGAUGCCGCCGAGCCGGGGAACGGCAUCUACGAGGACACGGACAGCCUGGUCUACCGCCUGCGCCCCCACAAGGGCGACUCCGGCGCCGAGGUGGAGCAUCCCUUCAAGCAGCUGCGUCGCUCGCGCAUGGAGUUCAAUCUGGAGAACCUGAACAUGUUCAUCAAGAGCAACGUGUCCCGCGUGGACGGACUCCUCCGCCCGAAGCCGGAGGCCUACAAGCAGUACGUCACGGAUCCCGGGGUGAGCUUCUCCACGAUCUUCAUCGGCAAGAUGCCGCGCUACUCGCCCGCCAAGAUCAAGAAGCCCGACGCCAAGGACGCCAAGAAGCAGUCCACGCUCAACAAGUUCAUCGUGGCCGACGAGGCGACGGCCGCCAAGUCCAAGGCGAAGGCCAAGUCGGAUGCCAAGUCGCUGGCCGAGGAAAUGGAGCGGGUGAGGCUGGAGAAGGAGGCCAGGCUGAUGGAGCAGGAGCGACAGAAGGCGGAGAAGAAGGCCCAGCUGAUGGAGCGCGUCGAGAACGAGUGCAACCUGCUGCUCCAGAAGACGGACGAUCUGGAGCGAACCGACCAGAAGCUGCUGCCCAGGUACAGGAAGAUUCACACUUUGAUCCCCGAACGUCUUCUGGGCGACGCCUUCAUGAUGCGCGAGUUCAUGCACACCUACACCGGUCUGCUGUCCGGGAUCGAGGUGUUCCGCCAGAACCUCAGUUUCUACGAAAUGACCCGGGCGCUGAGUGCCCGUGAGAUUGCGGGCCCUCUCUCCGACAUUCUCCUCGUGCUUCUGGGCACCGUCUUCGAUCUGCAGAAGGAGGAGGAGGAGGAGUGCGCCGUGACCUACGGUCGUGAACGGUCGUCCCAGCUGCGCGAGCCCUUCCUCAGCAUGGUGCAGGCCGCCAAGAGUCAUCUGUACGCCAGGAGGCACUUCUCCUUCAAGGUAAACGAACUCCCGCUGGACGCACUGACCCUGAGCGAAGUGCUGCGCCUGCAUCUCCUCGGAUCCGGAGCCAUUGUGAACGAGAAGGCGGAGCGCUGGAGGGUGAUGUACCGCAACGGCUACUCCUCGAAGGAGGAUCCCGGGCUGGAGCUCCGCCUGCAGCACGCCCACAUCCUGCGCACCCUGAAGAACCAUUCCGUGUAUCAGCUCAAGUUCAGGGACAUAAUGCUCGUGAUCCGCUGCCUGAUGUCCCAGAUCCUCACCUACUCGGGCACCAUUAAUCUGAUCGAGGAGCGCAUGGAGCAGACGGCCAAGGCCAAGCAGGAUCUGCGAGCUCUGGUUGUAAGUGAGAACAAGCGACUGGCCGCCGUGGAGAUCAACCGCAAGAAGCUCACCCAAACGCACCACCUGGAAAUGAGCUCCGCUGAACCGGAGAAAAGGGAAGCCAUGGUGGAGAAGCUGAACAAGAGCAUUGCGGAGCUGCACGCCCAGUCGGAUCAGCAGCAUCGCAAGCACGAGCAGCAGGUGCUCAAGCUGCACUCGCAGCUGUUCAACUUCCUGGUGUACCUGGGCAUGGACAGGUGCUACCGCAAGUACUACGUGCUGGAGUCCAUGCCGGGCAUCUUCGUGGAGCACUCGCCGGACAGCCUGGACACCUGCCUGGAGCAGCCGCCGGCGAACAAGUCGCAGCUGGAGAUUCGUCAGCAGGCCACGUUGCCCAGAAGUCGCAAGGACCUGAGGCUUUAUCUGCUGAAACUCUACGGAGACGAUGACAAGAAGACCAGGAAGCGGGCCAAGCACUCGCUGGAGAACAAGGAAAACCAGGAGCAUCGCCUCAACGGCAGUGCCGAGCCCAUGGAGGUGGAAACGGAUCCGCCAGAGGCGCCCACCCAGUUUGAGCUGAUGAUGUGCAGCGGCGACAAGCGAAAUUGCAUUGUACAUGAUCCUAUGAACGGCCAAAGGCAGCGGUGGUCUUAUAUAUACAAACACGAGGAGAUUGAGGAGCUCAUCAAGGGCCUAAACUCGAAUGGACUUCGUGAAUUCGAGCUGCUUCAAGAGCUCUCCGUCCUGCGCUCCCUGAUCGAACAGCAUGUGAAGACGUGCCCGGUGGAGCUGCUCAGCCUGGAGAACGAGGCAAUGCGACAGAAGUUCAUCGCGACCAUGGAAUCCGAAACUCACCGCAAAUAUGGAGAGGCAAACUUUGGACUGCCGAAUGGCACCGAUUUAAACGAGGUGAUGCGCCAGCAUUUAGUGGAUCGGAUUAUUCAGUUCGAGAAUGAUAUCUACACGGGCGAUCUCGGUCGCCUGAAGGUGAAGGAUAUGGAAAAGUGGCGAAACGACCUGCUGACUGGUAGCUACGAUCCGCAGUGCAAGUUGCAGUGGGGCCCAGGCGGCAAACUGGAGGAUGAGGCGGGUUCCGACAACGAAUCCCACGGCACUCACGAGGAGGAUGAUGUGGCUCUGCUGGGGAAAUUUGCAAGGAAGCCGUAUCGCGAUCCGGGAUUGUAUCUGCCAGCCUCUGAGGAGGUGGAGUCGCCUUCAGACGAUGAGGAGGAGGAUAAGUCUACCGCCAAUGCUGUAUCCAUUCCACUAGCCGUGCACAACAUGGCCUCGGCCCUCCUCCAGGUGGAGCAGGCCAUCGGAAAGCGAUUCUUGAAAGAGCCAUACGGCAUGAAGAAGUGGGAUCCCAAGCAGGAGGCUCUGCGACUCGCCUGCGACUCACGGCUGCACCAGUGGGAAGUGUCGCUGAUGGAGAGCACCAGCUUCGCCCAGGUCUUUCUGCACUUCAACAUCCUGCACGACUGCAUUCAGUGGCGGAGGUCCACGAACAAGUCCCUGUGCAAGAUCUGCCGGCGAGGCAGCGAUCCCGACAAGAUGCUGCUGUGCGACGAGUGCAACGCGGGCACCCACAUGUUCUGCCUGAAGCCCAAGCUCAGGUCGGUUCCCCAGGGCAACUGGUAUUGCAACGAUUGCGUCAAGAGUCUGGGCCUCAAGAACGCUCAAAACGAGAAGGAUAAGAAGCAGGCGGCCAAGAAGAAGCGCAAGUUUAUUGUGGAGGAGGAGGAGGAUGAGCCUACAGACGACGAGGAGGAAGAAGACGAGGAGCAGGAGGAGGAGGAAGAGGCUGAGGAGGAUGAAGAGCAGAAUGAUGACGAGGAAGUCGAGGACGACAGGAGCGUGGAGUCUCACUCAUCGUCGAAGGUCAACGGGCGAACUUUGAGGGGAUCCCGCACGCGACCGAGCAAGCGACUCACCUCCAAGGAGAUUGAAGAGGCCGCCGGAGAAGAGGUCGAAAGCGUGGAAAUCAGCGAUGAUGCUUCCCUCACAGCCGAUGAAGAUACGGUGGAGGAAUCCGACGACGAGAAAGUGUGUCAGAAAUGUUUCUACGACGGCGGGGAGAUCAAAUGCGUGCAGUGCAAGUUGUUCUUCCACCUGGAGUGCGCCCACCUCAAGCGACCGCCGCGCACAGAGUUCGUGUGCAAGACGUGCAAGCCGGUGCAGCAUCGGCAGCCCAGGCGGCGACACAGCAACAUGAAUGGCGACGAUGGCCCCGAUGAGGAUGAGCCGAAGGCCAAGCGCUCCCGCAACUCUGUGCGCCUCUCCAUCGACAAGUCCGCCCGCCAGAGCAACGGCAGCAACAACAACAACAACAGCAGCACCAGCAACAACAACCACCGCAGGAGCGGCCGUCGGAUGAACGAGAACCUGCCGCUGAACAGCGCCGCCUUGUACGAUCUGCUGGAGCAGAUCAUGAAGCACAAGGCCGCCUGGCCCUUCCUGCGCCCCGUGCUGACGUCGGAGGUGCCCGACUACCACCAGAUCAUCAAGGCGCCCAUGGACCUGGCCAAGAUCAAGUCCAAGCUGAACAUGGGCUCCUACCAGCUGAACGAGGAGCUGCUCAGCGACAUUCAGCUGGUGUUUAGGAACUGCGAUUUGUACAACGUGGAAGGCAACGAGAUUUACGACGCUGGCUGUCAACUAGAGCGCUUCGUGAUCGAUCGCUGCAAGGAUAUGCAACUGCCGUUCAGGCCCAGCGAUAUGAACGGCCAAGUGGAAGCCUGCUGAGCUGCCGAACGCUGAUCUCCGCCCCAGCCGUCGUGUAAAUUAACUAGCCUACUCUUAGCCGUAGUUGCAAACAACAAGCUAGACUUAAGCACAACACACCAUUAAGUAUAUUUAAAGAUGUUCUUUACGUUUAAUCGUCGCCCUUAAGUGCAUGCCAGUUCAAAGUUCAACAAACGCACAAGCAAGAAAAUUCUUAUCUGUUCUGUUGGUUUUUUAAACAUUGUGUAUUUAUAAAUUAUUGUAGACAUUACGAGAAUUCCACAAUCAAUAAAUGAAGUGAGAGAAAGCUAAGUUA